AUGUCUGGCUUGGUGGAUGACAAGUGGCGCGAGAAGCGUGGAUUAUUGGCUCAUAACCUUGCUGUUGAGAGGGGUACUAGCGAUGGUAUCAAUGGCUUCCAUGGCUGCCCAAGAUUGAUGAUUGAAAUUGGGUUUCUUGAUUGUACCCGUCACCACAUUCACGACUAUGCAAUGUCGAGACCGAACGCUCGUCUUGGUUCCUUGCAGUUUCAGUGGGAUGUCGCUCGGUCCCACGGUAGGCGCCAAAAUGUUUCGAUACAAUAUAAAGGAAAUGGUUCAUGCUUUAUUAAUGUCACACCUGGAUCCUUCUAUGGAAGACUCUUUCCCAGUAAUUCCAUAAACCUUUUUCAUUCCUCCAACGGUCUACACUGGCUUUCUCAGGAUCCAUUAUUGGGGUGUAAGGAUGCAGCAUCCCUUAACAAGGGUCAUUGUCAUAUAGUUAGCACAAGCCCUCCUGAAGUACACAGAGCCUACCUUAAGCAGUAUCAGCAAGACUUCAAAUUGUUUCUGAAAUCACGUUCUGAGGAACUUGUUCCAGGAGGAGCAAUGGUGUUAAUGCAUCUGGGCUAUCAUGAAACUCCAAGAAGAACAAGUUGGGAAAUAGUUAGUUUGAUACUCAAUGACAUGCUCAUGGAGGGUUUGAUUGAAGAAGCAAAAUUAGAAUCGUUUAAUAUACCAGUGUAUGAACCUACAGUUGAGGAAGUUAAGCAUGUGAUUCAGGAAGAAGAGUCACUGUUUCUUGAAAGAUUAGAAGUUGUAAUCUCGGCUUGGGAUGAAGGCAUGAGCAUUGAAGGUGGUGAUGAUGAUUCCUUUCAUGGUGAAAAUAGAAGAGCCGAAAUCAUUUCCAAGCACGCACGAGCAGCAAUGGAGCCUCUCUUGUCAGAGAAGUUUGAUACAGAGGUUAUAAACGAACUAUUCGUGAGGUUUCAGAAUAAAAUUAUGCAGACAAUGAAGGUUGGAAAAUUAGAGAGUGCUACUUUUGUGAUGUCCAUUAAAAAAAGGCUUGAAGCUGUUUCUUAAUAGAUAU
Vigna umbellata (rice bean) is the source of this 1027-nucleotide messenger RNA. Lineage: Eukaryota; Viridiplantae; Streptophyta; Magnoliopsida; Fabales; Fabaceae. The record is from RefSeq and is a predicted model, not a curated record.